Molecule: messenger RNA, 1398 nt
Organism: Drosophila persimilis
Lineage: Eukaryota; Metazoa; Arthropoda; Insecta; Diptera; Drosophilidae
Product: nucleosome assembly protein 1-like 1-A
Exons: 2
Coding region: 279-1331 (350 amino acids)
Biological process (GO): nucleosome assembly
Cellular component (GO): chromatin; nucleus
Molecular function (GO): chromatin binding; histone binding
Source: RefSeq, a predicted model, not a curated record
UGCUGUGCUCGGCUUAUCAGAGAUUAAGUCUUUCCAGAAUUGUUGAAUCAUUUGGAUUUACAAAACAAAGCUAAUAUAUGCGAAUCAUAUGUAAGCCAAUUCUUAGUGGGUUUUGUCUUUCCUGCAUGUCCCCCAUCAGUUCUGUCAUGCAGCAGUGCCCCUCGGUUGGUCUACUGUACUGCCAUAUUACAAUAGUCCGAUUUCUAUUUGUCAGUUAUAUAAUUAUUUAAGAUCGAAGUCCCUAAGUCCUGUACGUUAGAUUCAAAAUUCCAAGUACCAUGUACACCAUUGAGAGAGAUCCGGAGCUGGAGCAGCAACAGGACAAAGGCAGUGAGACGCUGGAGGAAGGUGCUUCUUCCGCCACGAUGCGCCACGAUGAAAAGAGCAGCGAGUCGCUGGAGAGAUGUGGUUCAUUCGACUCGAUGCUGUGUCCGGCGGACAUGUCAGCGCGAAGCAGGAAGGCCUACCUGCAGCACAUGAUGGACGAACUACCCAGGCCAGUGCACAACCGAAUUUUGGCUAUGAAGCACAGUCAGAUGGAGCAGAUCAAGAUUUCGGAGCAGUUCUAUCGGGAGGUGUACGAGCUGGAGAAGCGCUUCUAUUUGCAGUGCGCUGAGCUGUUCGAUUCGCGGCGCGACAUCGUUGACGGGUCUGUGGAGCCAGAACCAAUGGAGCCCAGCUGGAGUGAGCAGCACGACGAUCUGGUCGCCGAACUCCAGGCCAGCAAGGAGUUCCACCAGCUGACCGAACUCAUGCCCAAGAUGCCGGCUAAUGCAGUGGGCGUGCCCCGCUUCUGGCUGAGCAUCUUCCGGAAUGUGUCCCUGCUGUCGGACAUGGUGCAGCACCAUGACGAGCCGCUCCUCGAGUGCCUGAUGGACGUGCGCAUCAGCUACGAGCCGGAGAGCUACACCCUCAAGUUCCUGUUCCGGCCCAACAGCUACCUCGACGACUGCUCGCUGAUGCUUACCAAGAAGUACUUACUGCGGCACCAGGCCGACCAGGAGUAUCCGUUUAUGUUCGAGGGACCCGAGAUCGUGAGCUGCGAGGGCUGCCACAUUCAUUGGCGCGAUGACUCCAAUCUCACGAUGCAGACGGACCUGUCGCUGGCCGACGAGAAGACCAAGAUGCUGCUGGGAAACGACUUUGAGGUGGGCUUCCUGCUGCGCACCCAGAUCGUGCCCAAGGCCGUUCUGUUUUACACCGGCGACCUUGUGGAUAGCACGAACGAGGGACUCAGCGACAGCGAUUCCUCAGAGACAUCGGAUACCGACGCCGACACAGAUACAACUGCCCCUGCACCCACACACACGCCGGAGCAGCUGAGCGAUUGAUAAUGUGUUGGGUCUGGAAGCUGUUGUAUUGAAUAGAUAAUUGGCUUACAGUAACCCGGAUCUCUAC